CCAUCGCCCGCUCCUUUUCUCCACCACCUCCGACACUCUCACUCAUUCUUGCGGCCUGAUUCUCCUGAAUACCUAGACACCCUCACAGCACAUCCUAAUAACCAAACCCAAACCCCUACAGAAACAACACAAUACUGUGAACCCCCGAGAAUCACACGGACACGGGCAAUGAGGCUCAACCACCUCGCCUAACCAACGCCCUCUACCCCGACCAUACCAAAACCAAACCACCACACCCGCCCGGUACCUCACAACACCACCACCACCAGAAAAUGGCCUCCUCAACCCAACCCUUCGGCUCGCGCUCCUACGCCGCCGGCAAACUACCCGACCGCUCCCUCAACGCCGCCAACGCCCUACCCUUCAGCGCGUCCUCAUUCUCGCGCCACCGCGGCCUCGCCGGAGGCGGCGGCAGCAGCAUCCCCAACCCCAACCCCGGCGGCAUCGGCGCAGGCAUCGGGGACUUCAGCAACGACCCCAGCAGCAACAAAGCGAGCCACGCAGCCGCGCAGCACAGCCAUCUGCAAGGCGGAGGGCCCCCGGCGCCGCCGCUGCACUCGCAAGCCCACGGACAAGACACGACGAACCCGCUGAGUCGAUUAACGGAGGAACAGCGGGAGGAGAUUAAUGAAGCCUUUACCCUCUUCGACCUCGACCGCGACCGCCACCUAGACUACCACGAACUCCGCGUCGCCUUCCGCGCACUAGGCUUCUCCCUCCCGAAACAAGAACUCAUCUCCUUACUCACAACCUACGGCGUACCCCGGCCACAAGUCCAGCAACAACAAGCCCAAGCACAAUCGCAAAACCCACCCCCGCAAAACCCCCCACAACCCCUCCAGAAAUCCGCCACCAACAACCCCCAACACCCGUCCAACCUCCUCAUGCCCCUCAGCGCCUUCCAGGCCGUCACCGCCUUGAAAAUCCUGGAACGGGAUCCGCGCGACGAGAUCAUGCGGGCGUUCGAGCUGUUCGACGAAGGUGGGAAGGGGUACAUCGAUUUGGAGGAUCUGCGGCGCGUGGCGCGGGAGCUGGGCGAGACCGGGCUGGAGGAGGAGGAGCUGCGGGCGAUGAUUGAGGAGUUUGAUCUGGAGGGGGUGGGCGGUGUCACCAAGGAGGCGUUUGUGAGUAUUUGUUGGCAGUAAGCCCUCGAAUUCUUGGGUUGAGGGGAUGAUUUGAUCGAAGAAGGGGGGGGAAGUGAUAAGGUACUAAGGUUUAGGAUAUUUGAGGCGAGAGGAUGGCUGGUUGGUUGGUUGGUUUUGUGAGGCUUUUUUGCCUGUUGGGAUUAUGGGUUUGAGUUGAGGCUUUAGAGGUGGAUUUCAGCUUGUCACCACUUGGUUGUUGUUGGUGGGGGUGGAACUAUACAGCAGGAAAGGUUGGUUAUGUGGUCCUGCAGCUGAAAGGCUGAUUGACGUCUUAUUUUUUUAUUUUCUUUUUUACUAUCGUUUUGGGCAUUGGGCAGGCGCCGAUUCUAUUUUCCUCGUUUGUCGACUUAUCUUGUACUCUCAUUGCUGCUUCACUUGACUAGAUGUCUAAAAAAUAUCCAUCUUGAGCUGCAUGAAUGUGUUAAACUGAGC
Molecule: messenger RNA, 1577 nt
Organism: Aspergillus aculeatus ATCC 16872
Lineage: Eukaryota; Fungi; Ascomycota; Eurotiomycetes; Eurotiales; Aspergillaceae
Gene: cdc31
Product: putative cell division control protein Cdc31
Exons: 2
Coding region: 273-1145 (290 amino acids)
Biological process (GO): spindle pole body duplication
Cellular component (GO): mitotic spindle pole body; half bridge of spindle pole body
Molecular function (GO): calcium ion binding; microtubule binding
Source: RefSeq, a predicted model, not a curated record